This is a messenger RNA of Miscanthus lutarioriparius, 777 nucleotides long. The record is from the annotation of a GenBank genome assembly. Lineage: Eukaryota; Viridiplantae; Streptophyta; Magnoliopsida; Poales; Poaceae.
AUGGCGGCUUCAGUUCUCCACCUCCGCCUCCUCCCCUCGCCGCCGGCGGGUGUGAAGCUUCAGCAGCGACAGCUGCGCUCGAGAAUACAGAGGCAGGGUGGACUAUCUCGAAGAUUUUUGAAAGUCGUGUCCUAUUACGGUCUCACAACUCCGCCAUAUAAACUGGAUGCUCUGGAACCUUAUAUGAGCAAGAGGACAGUUGAACUUCACUGGGGUAAGCACCAUCAAGAUUACGUGGAUGGCUUGAAUAAGCAGCUGGCUACCAGCCCUCUGUAUGGAUACACUCUGGAGGAUCUGAUAAAAGAAGCUUACAACAAUGGCAAUCCAUUACCAGAGUAUAACAAUGCAGCACAGGUCUGGAACCAUCACUUCUUCUGGGAAUCAAUGCAACCAGAUGGUGGUGGCUUACCUGAGGGAGGUGUACUGCAGCAGAUUGAAAAGGAUUUUGGCUCAUUUACUAAUUUUAGGGAAGAGUUCAUCCGCUCAUCCUUACAACUAUUGGGGUCUGGUUGGGUUUGGCUUGUCUUGAAGAGAAAUGAGAGAAAACUUUCAGUGGUUCACACACGAAAUGCUAUCUCCCCACUUGCUUUUGGCGAUAUUCCAAUCAUCAGCCUAGACUUAUGGGAGCAUGCUUACUACUUAGACUACAAGGAUGAUAGGCUAACCUAUGUUACAAACUUUAUGGACCAUCUCAUCUCUUGGCAUACUGUCACUCUACGCAUGAUGCGUGCGGAGUCUUUUGUGAACCUUGGUGAGCCAAAUAUCCCGGUGGCAUGA